This is a messenger RNA of Ipomoea nil (Japanese morning glory), 911 nucleotides long. RefSeq names its product cyclin-U4-1-like. The transcript is spliced from 2 exons. Bases 63 to 713 code for a protein of 216 amino acids. NCBI's taxonomy places the organism in Eukaryota, Viridiplantae, Streptophyta, Magnoliopsida, Solanales, Convolvulaceae. Gene Ontology annotation, molecular function: protein kinase binding. The record is from RefSeq and is a predicted model, not a curated record. Gene Ontology annotation, biological process: regulation of cyclin-dependent protein serine/threonine kinase activity.
GCGACUUUCAAUGUCCACUUCAACCACAACUGUCUGUGUGUAUAUAUCAUCGUCAAUAUAUAAUGGCGGAGCUGGCGGUGGUGAUGCCGGAGUUGAUAUCGGAGAUGGGCUCCGUUCUCCAGAGGACGGCGGCGGCGAACGAUCUGAACAGCCCCGGGCGGUUGCAGAAGAUGUCGUCGGUGUUUCACGGCUUAACCAGGCCGGCCAUCUCCGUCGAAAGCUACCUGGAGAGGAUCUUCAAGUACGCAAACUGCAGCCAUUCCUGCUUCGUGGUGGCGUACAUUUACCUCCACCGCUUCUCGCGGCGGCAGCCAUUGUUGCGCAUCAACUCCUUCAACGUUCACCGCCUUCUCAUUGCCAGCGUCUUGGUUUCCGUCAAGUUCAUGGAUGAUCUGUUUUACAACAAUGCGUACUAUGCAAAGGUAGGAGGAAUCGGCACGAAGGAGAUGAAUAUACUAGAAGUGGAUUUCUUGUUUGGCAUAGGUUUCAACUUGAACGUAACACCUUCCACCUUCCAUACCUAUUGUUCUCAUUUCAUUGCACAAAUUCAGGCACAACGACCCCAUUAUCCCGGCUUCCUACAACAACUUGGCGAGGUAGUUAGUAAUCACCAUCAUCAAUGUUGCAUCGAAGAAGACGAUGAAUGCAUCGAUCACCAUCACCAGCAACACCACUAUCCUAUGUUGGCAGCUGCCAUUUAUUCGGCAAAUUAAACGCGAAAUCUCGUGCUCUUGCGUUAUAUAGAAGUGUAGAUUUCUUGUUUUUACUUCGUAAUGUUUUUGCAUUUACUGAUUUUCUUUUGUUGAAUUUGAAGAACGGCUAGUAACAUACUAGUUUAGCAAACACGUUUUUCUUUAACUACUAGUUUUGCAAAGAAAAAUUUUUACUUUUAGUUCCACGACAAUUUUGAC